AUGUCUGAUAUUCCAAGGAACGACGAGGAAUGGGCGGCUCGUAUUUCCACCACCAAGGACUCACUCCCGGAGAUUUCCUCUAUGCAUCAGAUCCCAACCCCUUCGACGAUUAAUUCCACGGUCGACCACACCCAGCUGGCAUUGGCCGCGACCGAGCAGCAAAUCGAUCAGCUCUGCGACGAAGCACUUAAGUAUCGGUUUGCGACGGUCUGCGUUCGCCUGAAGCAUGUCCCACGGUCUGUUCAGAAACUCAAAGCAGAGCCGGGCGUAGGUGUGGCCUGCGUCGUGGGCUUCCACGAGGGCAUGUACGAGACCUCGGAGAAAGAGCAGGAAGCUCAAGAGGCGGUUAACCUGGGAGCCUCAGAGUUGGACAUGGUCCUGAAGUAUCCUCUACUGAAGGAGGGGAAAUAUACGGAAGUCUACGAGGAUGUGCUGGGGGUGCGAAAGGCGGCUCCGUCUCCUACCAAGCUCAAAGUGAUCCUGGAGACGGCCCAGCUUACACGAGACGAGAUCAUUGCGGGGUCUGUGAUAGCCAUUAUGGCCGGGGCAGAUUUCAUUAAGACCAGCACAGGGUUCAAUGGACCAGGAGCCAGCGUUGACAAUGUAGCGCUUAUGCGGGCAACUGCGGACUUGGUCAGCAAGGGUUGCAAGGUCAAAGCUAGUGGAGGGAUACGGUCAAGCGAGGAUUGUAUACGGAUGUUGAAAGCAGGUGCCGAACGCAUUGGUAGCAGCUCCGGUGUGAGGAUCAUGCAGGAAUUGGGCGGGGAAACAGUGGUGGGCGAGUCGGCAGCGUAUUAA
Aspergillus tanneri is the source of this 798-nucleotide messenger RNA. Its product is annotated as 2-deoxyribose-5-phosphate aldolase. Gene Ontology annotation, cellular component: cytoplasm. The record is from RefSeq and is a predicted model, not a curated record. Gene Ontology annotation, molecular function: deoxyribose-phosphate aldolase activity. Bases 1 to 798 code for a protein of 265 amino acids. The transcript has a single exon. Gene Ontology annotation, biological process: deoxyribonucleotide catabolic process; carbohydrate catabolic process. Lineage: Eukaryota; Fungi; Ascomycota; Eurotiomycetes; Eurotiales; Aspergillaceae.